Messenger RNA from Lepisosteus oculatus (spotted gar), 995 nucleotides. NCBI's taxonomy places the organism in Eukaryota, Metazoa, Chordata, Actinopteri, Semionotiformes, Lepisosteidae. The record is from RefSeq and is a predicted model, not a curated record.
UGGUGUUACAGGAACGUUCUGUUGCUGGGUCUGCACUCGUCCUGCUGAGCCUCAGUACAGGAGGCAGGUCUGCAGUUUCUCCUCUAACGGCAGUUUCUCUCUGUGCCCUGCAGGUGGCGAUAAAUGAGGCCUACGCAGCAGGGCUGAUUGGCCACAAUGCCUGCGGCUCGGGGUACGAUUUCGACGUGUAUGUGACACGGGGGGCGGGGGCGUACAUCUGCGGAGAGGAGACGGCGCUGAUCGAGUCCAUCGAGGGCAAGCAGGGGAAGCCGAGGCUGAAGCCCCCUUUCCCAGCCGAUGUGGGGGUCUUUGGCUGCCCGACAACAGUCGCCAACGUAGAAACCGUUUCCGUGGCGCCCGCGAUCUGUCGUCGGGGGGGCACCUGGUUCGCCGGGUUUGGGAGAGAGAGGAAUUCUGGGACGAAGCUGUUCAACAUCUCGGGUCACGUCAAUCACCCCUGCACUGUGGAGGAGGAGAUGUCCGUCCCCCUGAAGGAGCUGAUCGAGAGGCACGCGGGUGGAGUGAGGGGAGGCUGGGACAACCUGCUGGCGGUCAUCCCGGGGGGCUCGUCCACGCCCCUGAUCCCCAGGUCCGUGUGCGAGGACGUGAUGAUGGACUUCGACGCGCUGAUCCAGGCCCAGACCGGCCUGGGCACCGCCGCCAUCAUCGUCAUGGACAAAUCGACCGACAUCAUCAAAGCCAUCGCUCGCCUCAUCGAGUUCUACAAACACGAGAGCUGUGGACAGUGCACCCCCUGCAGGGAAGGCGUGGACUGGAUGAACAAGAUGAUGUGGCGGUUUGUCCAGGGUGACGCCCGCGUGUCCGAGAUCGAUAUGAUCUGGGAAAUCAGCAAACAGAUCGAGGGACACACCAUCUGCGCCCUGGGGGAUGGAGCAGCCUGGCCCGUACAGGGGCUGAUCCGACACUUCCGGCCGGAGAUGGAAAGCAGGAUCGCCCAGUUCCAGCAGCUGCCGCAGCAGCAGGCCAGAGCCUGA